Molecule: messenger RNA, 1788 nt
Organism: Peromyscus eremicus (cactus mouse)
Lineage: Eukaryota; Metazoa; Chordata; Mammalia; Rodentia; Cricetidae
Gene: Abhd6
Product: abhydrolase domain containing 6, acylglycerol lipase
Exons: 9
Coding region: 112-1122 (336 amino acids)
Molecular function (GO): catalytic activity
Source: RefSeq, a predicted model, not a curated record
AGAGUGCGCAGGUGCGGGGACCUGGGGACGGAGGGCGGUGAUCCGGCAACUGGACCCCGGCUUCUGUGGUCGGUCAGCCUCUGCAGGUGUCCACCAGUCUUGAAGAGCAGGAUGGAUCUAGAUGUAGUUAACAUGUUUGUGAUUGCGGGUGGAACCCUGGCCAUUCCAAUCCUGGCAUUCGUCGCCUCUUUUCUCCUGUGGCCUUCAGCGCUGAUAAGAAUCUAUUAUUGGUACUGGCGGAGGACACUGGGUAUGCAAGUCCGCUAUGUACACCAUGAGGACUAUCAGUUCUGUUACUCCUUCCGGGGCAGGCCAGGACACAAACCGUCCAUCCUCAUGCUCCAUGGAUUCUCUGCACACAAGGAUAUGUGGCUCAGUGUAGUCAAGUUCCUUCCGAAGAACCUGCACUUGGUCUGCAUGGACAUGCCUGGUCAUGAAGGCACCACCCGCUCGUCCCUGGAUGACCUGUCUAUAGAUGGGCAAGUUAAGAGGGUACAUCAGUUUGUAGAAUGCCUUAAGCUGAACAAAAAGCCCUUUCACCUUAUAGGCACCUCCAUGGGUGGCCACGUGGCUGGAGUAUACGCUGCUUACUACCCAUCUGAUGUCUGCAGCCUGUGUCUUGUGUGCCCUGCUGGCCUGCAGUAUUCAACUGACAAUCAGUUUGUACAGCGGCUCAAAGAGCUGCAGGACUCAGCUGCCAUUCAGAAAAUUCCCUUGAUCCCAUCCACCCCGGAAGAGAUGAGUGAGAUGCUCCAGCUCUGCUCCUAUGUCCGAUUCAAAGUGCCCCAGCAGAUCCUUCAAGGCCUUGUUGAUGUUCGCAUCCCUCAUAACAGCUUCUACCGGAAACUGUUUUUGGAAAUUGUUAGUGAGAAAUCCAGAUACUCUCUGCAUCAGAACAUGGACAAGAUCAAGGUCCCAACACAGAUCAUUUGGGGAAAACAGGACCAGGUGCUUGAUGUGUCUGGAGCAGAUAUACUGGCUAAGUCCAUCGCUAACUGCCAGGUAGAGCUUCUGGAAAAUUGUGGCCACUCAGUGGUGAUGGAGAGACCCAGGAAGACAGCCAAGCUCAUUGUUGAUUUUUUAGCUUCUGUGCAUAACACAGACAACAAGAAGCUGAACUGAGGUCCUUGCCAUGGCCUGCAUUGUUCACACAGCAUCUACUCCCAUCCCGCAAACUUGACACAGUCACCGCUCUCAGGGUUCCUGCCCCAAACGCCGUUGGAGCACCAAUGUCCCUGAGGAAGCCAGUCUCCUACCCCAGUAUUCUUGGUUCCACAGAGCAUCAGGGGCCACAAGGAAAUCUCCAAGAUCUUUUUUCAAAAUAGAAACGUAAAUGGAACUUUAAAAAAAAAAAACCCAGCCAUGAAGCCUACUAGAAGUCAAGUUCAUAUCACUGACAAGCUAAUGCUAAGCAGCCACCUUAGACCAUGAUCAUGAGUGACAUUUUCUUUAAGACAUUCCUCACACAUUAAACUUGAGAUAUUUUUUGUUGUUUCAUAUAUAUCCCUUGCAUGGUCAGUGACUCCUAUAGAGGAGCUUUAGUCAUUUAUUGAACUCUUGUUUAGAUCUAAUUCAAGUUUUGCAUAGAGGCCCAUGUCACAAGACUAGGGAAGAAACAGUAAACUGUGGAAGAGGUUUCUGCCCUAGGCCUAUUGUACAGACCUGGAAUCUCAGCCACUUGGGAGGCUGAGGCAGGAGGAUCCAAGUUCAAGACUUGCCUGAAAUAUAGAGUGAGUUCAAGGUCAGCCUGAGCUACUCACUAAGACAAAAAAAAAAUUUUUUUAAAAA